GUUGCGCUGCCAUUGGCAACGGCUGUGUCAACAAAUCUUUGUUUACAAGUGGCAGAUCGCUAGCACGGACACAGCCUCGAUUUAGUUACAAAUUAAUAUUUCUAACACAAAUGUAAUGGGUAACUGUAUAGCCAGGGUAUUACGGCGGCGAAAAAUCAAAAGGCACAUAGUUUUAAUCCUUAUAGGCUUGGACAAUGCGGGUAAGACGAAAACAGUCCACAAUUUAACAGGAGAAGCAAACUCUGAUGUCGUCCCAACAGUGGGAUUCAAAGCUGUUAACUUAGUCCACAAAAGUACACCAGUAACCAUCUAUGAUUUGGGUGGUGGGACAAAUUUUCGGCAGAUUUGGUGCCAAUAUUACAGUGAGGUGCAUGGGGUGAUAUUUGUUAUCGAUUCGAGUGAUUUCGCACGCUUGGAUGAGUGUAAAGAGGUGCUAGAAGAGGUGCUAUCGCACGAUAGAAUAUCGGGUAAACCGAUCCUAGUUUUGGCCAACAAGCAAGAUAAGGCUGGUGCUUUAGAUGACAUAGACGUGGUUGAGAAACUCAACAUUGAACCAUUAGUGAAUAAAUACCGAUGUCCAACCCUAGUAGAAUCUUACAGCGCUUCACUGAAUGUGAAAAACAAAAAGGAACAAAUAGACCCAGGCUUAAAGAAGGGUUACCAAUGGCUGUUGAACUACAUCGUCCGGCGAUACGACGACAUCAACUUGCGAGUUCAAACUGACAUUCACGCUGAGCUGGAAAGACGGAAGAUUCAAAGCAAGGCGCACAGGGCAUCACAGACUUUCACGGCUGCUAGCGAUGAAAUAACGACUCAAACAGGUUUUGACAACCCUACCUAUGAUAAUUUCACUAAAAACUCCACGCCAAUAAAACAAAAUGGUCAGGAAUGUGGAGUGAUUAUUGUCAAACCUAUCCGACAUGAGAACAGCAGUCGCAAUACCACAGUAACGAUAGAAAGUCGGGAAGAUUCUGGCAACACAAGCCUUCCGCGGCCGAAAUUAUCGCCUUUCUUUGGCAAGGAAAGUGAUAAUUCGACAAUAACGGAUGGUGGAAAGAUUGAACUGGAUGUGAGAAGUGAAUUUAGGAAACUAUCACCGAUUGUGAGGAACUUGGGGCCGGUGAAUGGGUUUCAAAGCCGCUCCGAUUCGUGCUCGUCUAAAAAGUCAGAGGAUGGAGUGGUGGUAAGCAAGAAUUCGUCGCAAAUAUCAAAAAAUGACACCUCACAAAUUAAUCAAAAUGGCGCCUCUCAUGUUUCUCAAAAUGGCGCCUCCCAGAGUUCACAAAAUGGCGGCUCGCAGAGAUCAGCAAAUGUGACAGAGGUGUGUCUCGGAGACUCGUGGGACAAGAGACCAGUGUUGGUCAAUGAGGCUGAGGUUAAUGGCGACAAUAAAGAGGUUUUUCAUCUGGAUCGAUCAAUCUCCAAGACUCCCUCCACCCUCCCCGCGCGCCUCGCCGCCCCCGCGCGCCCCGCCACCACGUCGCAACUGGUGCGGCGGCAGCUGGAACUAACGGCCACUACGCACAAGCGGCGGCUGAGUUUAAGAUAUCUGCACCGCGCUAAAACGUCUCCGGAGCCGGAGGGGCUCCGGGUCUCGGGUUCGAAGCACGACAAGGGUGACUUUGCGCAGGCGCUCAACUAUUUGCGUCAGAAAGACCAAACUCAGUGAUACCGGUUUAUAAGAGAUCGCACAUCAAGAUGGAUGCUUCGGUAUAAAAUAGAAGAAUGUGAUGUAUUUGUACUUUCGUAGUUAAUAUUCUAGGUUUUCAGUCAGGGAAUAGGUACCUAUAUAUAUAUCAGUUUAUAUACAAGGCUGUAUGCAACGAAUUUAAACGGGAAAUACUAUUUAGGAUCGUGUAGAAGGAAUAAGUAUAUUUAUUUUAAUUUUGUUUUUAUGUGAAAUUAUUACUGUGAGUAAGUACCUACUUGCAUUUAAACUAGACUAGGCUACGUUAGUUAAAACCUAGUUAUAAAAACUGUUAUCGUAAAAUGUGUACUAGAGGUAACUUUUCUACACAACAUUUUGUAAGUUACAAAUUGGAAUACUAUAUUCAUAAUAAAACAAAUAUAUUCGUUAAU
Messenger RNA from Plutella xylostella (diamondback moth), 2079 nucleotides. RefSeq lists its product as uncharacterized. Gene Ontology annotation, cellular component: ciliary membrane; non-motile cilium. Gene Ontology annotation, molecular function: GTPase activity; GTP binding. Gene Ontology annotation, biological process: non-motile cilium assembly; receptor localization to non-motile cilium. The record is from RefSeq and is a predicted model, not a curated record. NCBI's taxonomy places the organism in Eukaryota, Metazoa, Arthropoda, Insecta, Lepidoptera, Plutellidae.